This is a messenger RNA of Limanda limanda (common dab), 2235 nucleotides long. Its product is annotated as coiled-coil domain-containing protein 149-like. The transcript has 12 exons. The record is from RefSeq and is a predicted model, not a curated record. The coding region runs from base 114 to 1844 and encodes 576 amino acids. Lineage: Eukaryota; Metazoa; Chordata; Actinopteri; Pleuronectiformes; Pleuronectidae.
CAACACGAGCCAACAUGGGGAUGGUUUGAUCUGAAACUCACCUCGUGUUUUUAUUUACUCGUUUUUAUUUAUUUAACGUUAUCGUGAUUAUUAUCUCUGUGACGGGGAGCGACAUGGAUCCGUCCAGGAGGAGUGAGAGUGACUGGCAGGGGCUGAUCAACGAGUUUGUAAUUUGCAAGCGUAAACUGGAGAGCAAGAAAGAGGCUCUCCUGAUUCUGUCGAAGGAGCUGGACACGUGUCAGCAGGAGAGGGAUCAGUACAAGCUGAUGGCCAACCAGCUCCGCGAGCGGCACCAGGGCCUGAAGAAGAAGUACCGAGAGCUCAUCGAUGGAGAUCUCUCUCUGCCUCCUGAGAAAAGAAAUCAAGUGAAUUUGGCUCAGUUACUCACGGACUCCAGAGAGAAAAGUCAUAAGCUCUCUGAGGAGGUGAAGGAGCUGAAACAGCGACUGGUGGAAUCCCAGGGAGAUAACAAGCUGCUCCGAAUGACCAUCACCAAACAGAGGCUGGGAGACGAGGAGGUCGGAGCUCGACACUUUCCGGCACACGAGCGAGAGGAUCUGGUCCAACAGUUAGAAAGAGCCAGAGAACAGAACGAGGUGCUGGAGCUCAGUGUGAAGUCGCUCACUGACGAGCUGCAGGACGUCCGAGCAGAGCGAGACGUGUUCCAGCAGAAGGCUCAUCGUCUCAAUGUGGAAAUGAACCACAUCGUGGGAAAUGAUGAGAUCCGGUUUCUCGACAUUGAUGCACUCUGCAUGGAGAACAGGUAUUUGCAUGAGCGCCUCACUCAACUCCAGAAGGAGGUCAACUUGCUCAAAACAAAUCUGAUGAAGUACAAGAGUGCCCUGGAGUGUCGGAAAAACUCUACAAUCGGAGGAAAAGCCAACAGCAGCGCUCUGACAGGAGUGCUCUCUGCCAAACAAGUGAAGGAAUUGUUGCUCUCUGAAGAAAACGGCUGCAGUUUACCGGUGACUCCUCAGUCCAUCUCAGACCUCAAGUCUCUGGCCACAGCUCUGCUGGAAACCAUUCAUGAGAAGAACAUGGUCAUCCAGCACCAGCGGCAAAUCAAUAAGAUUCUUGGAAAUCGAGUAGCGGAGCUGGAGAAGAAACUUAAAGCACUUGAGAUGUCGGGAUUAUGGAGGCUGCCAGGAGGAAAAGAGGCCGUCAUCCUGAACCCUCAGCCGGUGGAGUCACCACAGUCUCCUGCACAGGACGCUGAUAAAGGACCUGAAGACAAACCUGCCGAGCAGCAGAUCUCCCCAGAGGUUCCAGACCAAGACAGUGAAAAACCCGAAGCAUCAGAUCUUCAUGAAGAGGCCCCGCUGCCGUCCAGCGAGGAGACGUCCCCACAGAAGCCUUCGCACCAGUCGGCCGAUGAAGAGCCAGCCAGCCCUCAGAUGGAAAAGCCAAACAAAGACACACAGAUCGCCGUGGAUUUAGCUGCUUUAACACAGGAAGAGGAGUUACUGAGCGAUUCCCUUACCUCUGUGACGGAUGUGAAUGCACCUCGUCCGUCAGACCACGACACACAACUGAAUUUACACAACUCCGCCCCGAUAGGAGGAGGAGAGUCGGAUGAAGCUAAAACUGUUGAAACUGAGUGUGCUAUCAUAGAGGAAGACACUGUCGAAGCUGAGUGUGCUAUCACAGAGGAAGACACUGACAAAUCUGAGUGUGCUAUCCCAGAGGAAGACACUGUCGAAGCUGAGUGUGCUAUCAUAGAGGAAGACAUUCACGUUGCUUCCUCCUCCGCUGCCGCUGGUGUGAAGCAGCAGGACGUUGCCGCGCCAACCAAGCAGGCGGAGCUUUCAGAUGAGACUGAUGUUUGUGUCAGUCAGGAAGUCUGACGUCUUCCAGGAGCCGCUUACAGGUUGCCGAGCAUCACGAGAAAGUGUAACAAUGGUAAUUACUAAAUAUUAAUUUAUAAUUUAACGAUACUUAAUUUAUUUGUAUUAAUAAUGAGGAUUACAAAUGAGAAUUUAGCUGCCAGGCUGAAAAGACUGUCUAUAAUUGUGUUGUCAGUGGCCCAUGCAUGAAAGUUCAUGGUUGUCUACAGUCCUGAUUACAUCACUAUAUGUUUCUCUCUUUCCACUAAAGACAUUUGUAGAAAAGAAAUGUGUUCACACAGUUAACACUUACAUUGAUAUUAUAUCCCUUAGAAUGUUAAUCAAGCCUAAGAAAUAAGUGAUUAUUCUAAUUGUGCUUUCAUGUAUUCCAACCUUUGAACCUGAUGAAUUA